AUGGAUGUGGAACUCUAUAUUUAUGAUCUCUCCGGAGUAGGGUCUGGCACGUAUGUUUUUGGAGGUGUAGAGUACUUCUUUGGACAGGGUCUUCACAGGACUGUGCCUGGGACGACGCAUCAUGGACAGCCCAUGGAAAAGCUUCAUAUGGGACGGACGGAGUUGCCGAUUGAAGUUAUUCAUGAGUAUCUAGAGUCUUUAGCGCAGAUUUAUACUCCGGAGUCAUAUGACCUGUUUAUGCACAACUGUAACAACUUCACACAAGAUCUAUCCAUGUUCCUUCUUGGAAAGAGCAUUCCUGAGCACAUCAAGUCUCUGCCCAAAACAUUCUUGAGUACCCCUCUUGGGCAAAUGCUACGGCCGCAGAUCGACAGAGCGAUGCGUGGCAUCACACAAGCAGACCCAGGCCAACAGAUACCAGCCCCGGCUACACAGAUGCCCCGGAUACCUCAGCAGUCUGCAAUAUCCGCUGCAUCUGGGACACCACAAAUCAAAGGUUAUGUUAGGAACGUCACCAACCUGAGAGAAUUAGACGAACAGCUCUCUCUCGCCACAAACUCCUGUGCCUGUAUUUUCUUCACUUCCUCAACUUGCGCUCCCUGCAAAAUAGUAUACCCAGCAUAUGACGAACUCGCAGAAGAAGCCGGUGACAAAGCCGUUCUCAUCAAAGUCGAUCUCAACAAAGCAUUUGAUGUCUCGUCACGAUACCAAGUCCGCGUCACGCCGACAUUUAUGACUUUCCUCAAGGGCAAAAAGGAGCAUGAAUGGAAAGGAGCAAACCCGGCUGAGCUUAAGGGCAAUAUUCGGCUGUUAAUACAAUCUGCUUUUCCGCCUCAUCCUCAUACCGGGCUACGCCUGCCUAGUUUACAGAGACCGGUUACGAAUUAUGUGCUUUAUACACGAGUGCCUCCAAUGGAGAAGCUACUACAAAAGAUCGGCUCAUAUCAGCAUGAUCCUACGAUAACAGAUCUGAUUGAGUUUAUCAAGACGAGGUCGACGGCACCUGCUGAUACGCCCGUGCCGAAUCUUGCUUUCCUGGCUCAGUUUAUACAAUCAACACUUCCGUCCAUCCCCAAGGAUAGCCUAUUUGCGCUUGUUGACUUGAUCCGAGUUGCAUUUGUCGAUCCUCGCGUAAGCGGCUACUUUGCGGAGGAGUCAGGCCACAAGACUCUGUUGGCUCUACUUUCUCCAUUGUCUGACCUUGCCUCUUGCCCCUAUAAUUUGCGCAUCGUCAUGCUUCAGCUCGCAUGCAACUUUUUCACCUCACCAUUAUUCCCACAGCAGAUUACCAUAAAUGAGAAACUACGCGAGAUGUGCCUUCGAUUACUCACGGGCUGUCUCUUGGAUAGCCACACGAAUCUUCGAGUGGUUGCAGCAUCAUUUGCGCAUAACCUAGCGGCGUAUAACCACAACGAACGAUUCGCGAAUCGACCCGAUAAACUGACCGAAGAAGAUCAAGUCGAAAUCGCAGCGUCGCUGGUUGAAGCAAUCAACACUGAGGAAGAGAGCGUGGAGGCGCUGCACGGGUUCCUGUUCGCGCUGGGGUUGUUGCUGUAUGAAGCCCCCGUUGACGGCGGGUUGAUGGAUCUCUGUCGGGCGAUGGGCAUAGCGGAGUCAAUCACGGCGAAGAAGCAGAUUGAGAAGAUGAAGAACGAGCCUUUGCUGAAGGAAAUUGGGCAGGAGCUGUUCGUCAAGGGAUUGAAAUAG
This is a messenger RNA of Talaromyces amestolkiae, 1707 nucleotides long. RefSeq lists its product as uncharacterized. The transcript is spliced from 4 exons. Gene Ontology annotation, biological process: protein modification by small protein removal. Gene Ontology annotation, molecular function: peptidase activity. The coding region runs from base 1 to 1707 and encodes 568 amino acids. The record is from RefSeq and is a predicted model, not a curated record. NCBI's taxonomy places the organism in Eukaryota, Fungi, Ascomycota, Eurotiomycetes, Eurotiales, Trichocomaceae.